This is a messenger RNA of Puccinia graminis f. sp. tritici CRL 75-36-700-3, 735 nucleotides long. RefSeq lists its product as uncharacterized. The record is from RefSeq and is a predicted model, not a curated record. Lineage: Eukaryota; Fungi; Basidiomycota; Pucciniomycetes; Pucciniales; Pucciniaceae. The coding region runs from base 1 to 735 and encodes 244 amino acids. The transcript has 2 exons.
AUGAGCAAACGAGAACUCAUGCGUAAGCAAUCCACCGCUCGAAAACCAAGAAAGUUGCUCAACCAGGCGUUCCAAGGUCACACUACCCUCUACACACAUUUUUGGGAAGAAAAAAUCAUGAUCGUUGUAGAGCGUCCCCGAGACGCAGUCGACGCGGGAACGACUUUGCAAGCGUCAACUUGCCGCCCUCGGGACCCAAGAGUCACCGGGUCGCACCGAUUAGCGUUACGCGAGCGCUUAAGUCCCACAUCGUCAUUGUGGCGUUCUUUAUGGUCAGAAGAGAGCUCCAAAGGUAAACCGUCCUGCGAGCGGUAUCCAGAAGUUCAAACUUGCCCCGCCGUGUACUCCCGAGCCACUAAUUUUUAUUCUUCCCAAGAGUUGCACCUCGCAUUGGGAAGAGCCGGGCCUGAAGAACAAGGUUCCUCCAAAUCAAUUUCAAUUGACCCUUACUGGGCAAAUCUUCAAAUAAAGUAUCUCUGGGAAGACUUCAACUCGAUUACUGAGGACCGUAUAACUCUGAAAAAGGUCAUUGCAAACCGAAAAAAGAAAGAAAAAAUUACCACCAAGGAUAGCUACGGUUACUAUGGGACAUCAUAUGUUGAUUCAAAGCCUGUCCUUUGUGAACAUGUUGAAAAUUUAGAGUUGAUCCACAAAAGCUUGGAAGAACACAUUGAAAACGAAUUGGAAAAAUGGGCAAAUGAGAAUGAUUUCCCAGACCCCAAAAUUGUAAUAUAA